ACUUUCGCUUCGCGAGGCCGUGUCUACAAUAUUUUCUUAAUUCUUUUCAUUGGCCGUUCGUUUUCGUACUUCUUAGAGCGUGACUGUGCUGGUGUUAAUCAUGACAUCCUAAUUAUUGCAAUGUAAUGUUCACUCUUACAUUUAUAUGAUUCAUUGAUUAAAAUCUAGUAAAGUGAGAAUAAAUUUGCGGCCCUCAAUCGUAGUUCCAUAGUAAUAGUUUUUGUCUUUCUUUUUUAAUAAUGGAUGCCUUUAUGAUUUCUGUUAACGAGGUGCUGCACGAUGAGAUUUCCGUUGUCACAAAUACCCUACGCCUGCCACAUUUUCCGGCCGAUCAUAAGAAGGCAAGCUACUUCAGCAAGUGCUUAACAAAAAUAAUAGAUGAUAUAGGUGAAAUGUCUUCAAAAGCACAAAAUAUUGGUGCUACAUUAACUACCGCUAAUAAGUUGCAAAAUUCUCAGCAUACAUUAUAUUUGCUUAAAGAAGCAGCUGCUAAUGGUGGCAAAGGUGAAGUGAUAGGACUACUAAGAGUCGGAAGCAGACAUCUGUAUCUUUAUGAUGACCAGAAGGGAAAAACAUGGGAAGGAUCCCCACUAUGUAUAUUUGACUUUUACGUCAUGGAAAACAGGCAGCAUUGUGGUUUUGGGAAGAUGCUUCUAGACUUCAUGAUGAAAGAUAAGAAUAUUAAGACACCACAAGAAUUUGCAAUUGAUGCCCCCUCCAAAAAAUUACAGCAGUUUUUACACAAAUACUUUGCUUGUAACCUAAUAUGGCAAGGCAACAAUUAUUGUGUGCUGCCUGGAUUCUUUGAAACACAAAGACGAAACACGCCUGAUUCCCCUACACCUAGAUCACCAGUUUCCUCUGCACAUACAUCAUCUGUACCACCUACAACUACAGUAUGUGUUUCCCAAUUCGGACGUUAUUCUGCUGUUAAACCCAAAUGCACUAUAAGCAAGAUUAUUCAUGGUUCUCCUAGAAUAAAGGGAUAAGUAAGCAAGGUUGCUGUCGACUCGAUGGCAGUUGUUUCCUCAGCCCAUGUUAUAUCUUGCAGCAUCAGACAAACUACAUGGCUUCCAGUCCCAUCCGAAGUAAAUCCAUUAAAUACCUCAAUGAUGAGUGUAUAAGGACAAAAGAAUAAACCCCGGUUGAUUAUUACUUGACUUAGAUGAGACGGAACUAUUGCCAAUUGGAAAUUUGACAACGAAGGAAUGCUAUAUAAUUAAAACCGCUAAAUGAUUUAUAUUACAGUUGACAAUUUCUCACGAAUUUUUUGAUAAUUGUACUAAGGAAAGCCACUACUUUUCUUGUAUGGCAUUCUAACACUAGUCUUAAGUGCUCGAAGAGCAUACCUUUCAGCGUUUCGUCACCAUAAAAUGAUUGGAGGUGUUUUUCCAUGGCUGGCAAUGCUCGUCAGAAGAUCAGCCACUCUCCUCUGUCAUUCGCGUACAAAAAUUGUCAAAUAAAGCGACAGUGAUACAGUCGCAGAAGAGAAUGAAGUUCAGGAAAAUAACAACGUUUGUAACAUCCCCAAAAUUAUAAAAAGUGCUUCCACCCCACCGACACAAAGAGAUCAAGAAAUCCAGACUGAAAUAUGCCAUUUAUACGAGUCUCCAUACAUCGUAACAAUAUCACCUUUACUAUCGCAUUUGUCACCCACAACAAGGGAUCAGGUUAAUCAAACUGAUGUAGCCAUUUUAGAAAAUGUCUUCCAUUGGACAACACCACCCAAAAGUGCAAGUCCUUCACCAUCUCGUCUACUGGUUGGUAAGUCCAUGUAUAGAAAUAUGCAUUAUCCUUUGUGGUGAACUGGUGACCCAUAUAGUUUCAGUUUAAAAUUUAACUGUGAAAUAUUGGCACGAUGUACUUUAAUAAACUAUUGGUUUUUUA
Leptidea sinapis is the source of this 1887-nucleotide messenger RNA. RefSeq names its product alpha-tubulin N-acetyltransferase-like. Gene Ontology annotation, biological process: alpha-tubulin acetylation. The record is from RefSeq and is a predicted model, not a curated record. The coding region runs from base 240 to 989 and encodes 249 amino acids. The transcript has 8 exons. Gene Ontology annotation, molecular function: tubulin N-acetyltransferase activity. Gene Ontology annotation, cellular component: microtubule. Lineage: Eukaryota; Metazoa; Arthropoda; Insecta; Lepidoptera; Pieridae.